Molecule: messenger RNA, 870 nt
Organism: Funneliformis geosporum
Lineage: Eukaryota; Fungi; Glomeromycota; Glomeromycetes; Glomerales; Glomeraceae
Source: the annotation of a GenBank genome assembly
AUGACUAUCAAAAAAGUGACUUUUGGAGAAGUACAAAUACUUGGGUAUGCUGAUGCUUAUGAUCGUUCAAUCCAUGAAAAACAACCUUAUGCAGCCGUUAAAAUAUUCAACAAGUUAAGACAAAAUACAUUGGAAAAUAGUUGUUCAUAUUAUAAUAAGGGUAGUUUUUGUCGAAGGAUGAUAUUAAGAGGAUGGUUUGAUGAAAUCGAGUUAGCACAAAUUAUAGAAGAUGAAAAUAUCCUUCCUCAUUAUCGAGUAAAUCAUACUCAACCGGCUUUCAUAACUUUAACAGAUUCUUUUGAAUUUGAAGUGGAGGAAGCAGAUGUCGAAUGGUUGAAUGAUGUUGUUAAAACUAUUGAUGAGCAUUCUAGUAUCGAAAUUAUGAAUUUUCAGCAAUAUAACGAUGAUUUAUCAGUACUUCAGGCCUGUGUUAUUUUCAGAAGAAGUUUAUACGGAGUGAGAGCAAACGAACAAUUACUUUCAGAGAAGCCAAAUUGGGCUGGUAUUACGUGUUAUUGCUUUCCUAUGGAUCCAUGUACUUUGCGACCACUUUUCCUAGACUUAUCAAGGGGAAAGCAUUUAAAAUCCAAUAUCAAAUGCUUCAGAUGUGGACAAAAAGGACAUAUUGUUAAAUAUUGUAUGAAACCUAAAUAUGAUAGGAAUGAAGAAAACAAGAUAUCUCAUAAUUUACAAGUAAAAUCAAAUAAUACUCUGAAAAACAAGAUCAAUAACUCUUUGAACUCGGAUAAAUAUCAGAACAAAAUGUCAUCUAAAGAUUUGAAAAUGAAGGGGCCAAAGCAUUCUUUCUUUGUUAAACCGGCUAGUUUUCCGCGACAUUACAACACAAAACUAUCAGGAUGUAUGGUUUAA